AGCAAGGGCACUGGGUCUGUGAGCGCCUCUUGCUUUCUGGUACCGGAACCCUUGGGGUCAGCCAUUCCUCCAAGGAGUCUUGGCUCCUGUUAGGAGGAAGACACCUAGAUGCCAGGCCUGGGCAGUCAGAGUGCUCGCUGUACAGGACAUUGUCAAGGUGUCCUCUCAUCCCACGCCCCAGUCCCAGGCUGGCCUCCGGGGUCCCCGCCCUCCCAGCAGUGCAAACCUGGUUCCUGUUACCUGUACUAAGUCUAUUUCCUCCAUUUUGGGAUUCACAGAACCUUUUGUGAUUGCUGUCUCUUGCCUCUGCUUUCUUGGAAAGAUUAAAUAUGUGAAGAGUUAAAUAUAUUGAAUAAAAAGGAAUUAAUUUUAGUAGGCUAAAAUUUAUUGUUUUGCUAGACCAGCUAAGUUUUGUUUUAUGGGAAAUUCAAUUGAAAAGGAUUAUAAAGCCAUAUUAUUGGUACAAAUGUAUGUGGGUUUUUUUUUUAAAGUCAGUCUUUCCAGUCUUAAUGUCCUAUGUUUGAAUCAAUGAUAUUCAGCUUUGUUAAAAAAUAAACACCUAUUUAUAUAUUCACUGAAUUCACUGAUUAUUAGCCCUCUUGGAGGGGAGGAGGUACAGAGUGUGUCAGGAUCUCCAAAUGCCCCACCUGUAUAAUUUGUGAGAACAAGAUAGAAUGUUACAAUUUUAUGUUUGGGGAAACAAAAGAAUAAACCCAAUGUUUUUGCUGGGUAAGUGUGAAAGCUCCUGUUCUGGGAAUUCUCCUUGGCCACUUGGUUUGAGAGAGAGAGAACUGUGAUGCGCUUUUCCUGCCUCCCCCAGGCCGGCUGUUCCGACGGCAGCAUCAGGCUGCACCGGCUGACGGCAGAGCGCCCGCUCCUGCAGUGGGACCACAGCACCUGCGGCCGCGCCGUCACUGGCCUGCAGUGGUCCCUGACGAGGCCGGCCGUGUUUCUGGUGCAGGACGAUACGUCCUGCGUGUACGUGUGGGACCUCCUGGAGAGCGAUCUGGGGCCUGUGGCCAGGCAGCCCAUCCGUCCAGACAGGUUGGUGGCCAUGACCGCUGUGGGGGAAGCAGAGAAGACCCGCGGCGGCUUCCUGGCUCUGGUGCUGGCCAGAGCCUCUGGCAGCAUGGAGGUCCAGUACCUGCGGCGGGAGUGGGCAGCCCCGGCCAGUGACGAGCUGCAGAGGCUGCGGCUGCUGCUGCGGGAAGCCCUGUAGGUGGCGGGACCCCGGGGUGAAGUUGUGCGGUGGCUCCAAGCUUACAGCGGAUGCUUGUACAUUUGUAUUGGUAGAAGGCGUGUGUCUGUACAGAAUUCAUCUUUCAAACUUAAUACGCCGUAAAUAAAUCACUAUUUUUGAAUGGAAA
Molecule: messenger RNA, 1367 nt
Organism: Capra hircus (goat)
Lineage: Eukaryota; Metazoa; Chordata; Mammalia; Artiodactyla; Bovidae
Product: WD repeat-containing protein 60-like
Exons: 2
Coding region: 797-1219 (140 amino acids)
Biological process (GO): intraciliary transport
Cellular component (GO): cytoplasmic dynein complex
Molecular function (GO): dynein light chain binding; dynein heavy chain binding
Source: RefSeq, a predicted model, not a curated record